This is a messenger RNA of Hippoglossus stenolepis (Pacific halibut), 5323 nucleotides long. RefSeq lists its product as uncharacterized. The record is from RefSeq and is a predicted model, not a curated record. Bases 1289 to 3028 code for a protein of 579 amino acids. Gene Ontology annotation, biological process: lipoprotein metabolic process; lipid transport. Gene Ontology annotation, molecular function: lipid binding. The transcript is spliced from 3 exons. Gene Ontology annotation, cellular component: extracellular region; membrane. NCBI's taxonomy places the organism in Eukaryota, Metazoa, Chordata, Actinopteri, Pleuronectiformes, Pleuronectidae.
AAGUGUUUUUAAUACUUAUAGUACACACAAACUUGUUCCUUCUGAGUUUGUUUUUACUUUUUGGUAUCAAAUAAACAUAGAAAUCCACAAGUGGAAAGUAGCCUAAGUACCUUUCUUCAAGUGCUCUUUUGGAGUUAAAGUUUUUGUGCUUUUUUAAAACUGCUAUACAUAUUUGAGAUCUUUAACAACCAACAACUAUUUUCCAUUUAAGGUAAAGUGUAGUGAAUGAAGACACUUGCUGACAUUGAGCUCCCUGACCUAGACAUGUCAACAGUUACUUUGAACAAAGGCUCUGACACAUGUAACGUGUGACCUGACACAGUCAAACACAAAAUGGAAAGAGAAACAAAACCAUCACAACGAAACAGAAAACAACCACAAAGAGAUUAUAAACUACAAAGAGAUACAAAACAACUACAAUGUCAUCUGAGCUCUGAGAUCUAAGCUAAAGACUUUUUGGAUUUUGUUGAACACUUUUCGUUAUGGCGUUUUUUCCUUGGGUUUAGAUUUUUGUUCAUUCUGAGUUUUGCAUUUCCUGUUUAAUUUAGAAAAUUUGCUCCUUAUUCGCUGUCAUGUUUCCAGUGUCUUCUUGGACGUAUGCCUUGUGCUUUGAUGUUUUUUCCUGUUCCCCUAGUGUUUCAUUGCAUAUUGAGUUUUGAUCUUUGUUUUUUGGAAUCCUGUUUUACUUUUGUAGUGUUAUUUCUGCCGAAAUUAAUUUUGUUAUUUUACUGGCUCCUGCAAUCAGAACCAAACAAAUAGACUAAAAACUACAAAACAACACCAAACAACGACAGAGAGACUAAAGCACCCAAAAAGAGACAACAAAAUUAACUGCAAAGACACAUAAUACCAAAUAGUAAACAGAGACAGAAUGACCACAAACAGACAAACAAACAACAAAAAGAAACAACCACGAAGAUAGUGGUAAUACAAUUUGCCACUUGCCAAUAAACCGAACAAAGAAGAAGUGAAACAAAACAACCACCAAGAGAACAAAGUGACAACAUAACAACCACAAAGAGACAUAAAAUGACUACAAAACAACGUCAGACACACAACAACCACAAAGAGAUACAUUGUCACCAAAAAAAAAAGAAAACAGACAAAAGACACGGUAAAUGACUACAAAGAAACAACUACAAACCAACAAAAAUGAUCUACAAAGAACCAAAACAUCCAGAAAGAGACAAAAAGACACUUCAAAUUUAUGAUGGAGAUACAUUCAGUCUUUCAGUGACAUUUUCUGCUCAAGGAGUUAAAUGAAAUGUUCCAAAGUGAUUGAUGCUUUAUGUCUUAUUACAGAAAAGAGCUACAGCAGGUGUUGUGCCGCUAUGUCACAGACACCCUCAUCUACAUCGACACUGUAAGAGGAUUCUGUGAGGACUUCUCUAAAUGGGGGCUCUGUAGGGAGACAGAAGUAAACAUGAUGAUAGAUAUCAAAGAGAGGGCUGACAUCAUCGACCUAAACAUCGACCAUGUUUCUAAGUCAGAGCAAAAAGGUAAGGCCUUUUGGGAAUAUUUGAAGAGCAAGCUGAGCAUGACCGCAGACAGCAGGCGUGCAAAGCUGCAGGAGGAGCUGGAUGCCGUGCUCAAGGACACUUUGGUUGGCCUGGCGAAGCUCGAAUACUUCCUGGAUGCAGUGGAGAAGCUGGCGGUCACUUCGCUCCAUGUGUUUACGGAGAACCAGGCGCUAUGUCUGCCCAAAGGGAUCACCCUCGAUUGUGUUCAGGUUGUCAUCACUGCGGCACGGCUAAUCUGCCCUCUCCUCCUCGAGUUCAAAAGAGACGCACAAGUCUUCUUCCUGCCCAGAUUUCAGAAUGUGGAAGUGCUCUCUUAUGAGUUGGACAAGUACAUACGGACCACGCAGAACAUCUGCGAGACGUUAGGAAAAAGCUCCCUCAGUGACUUUCAUUUGAAAAUGACGAUGGAAACUGUGGUGAACGUCGACGUGGAUCUGUCUAGAGAUGAAAUGCGGAGGAUGCUUGAUCAUAUUAAUCAGCUGGAUGAGAUCAGGAUGAACAAGCACUUCAGGAUGGUGUUCUUGUUUCAAGAGGAAUCAUUUUGUGACUUCAUCAGUGACUUCAGCAAGCGACAGGACAGGAUGCUGGAGUUUCUCAAUGACCUGGAGGAGGGGGCUAUUCAGCUCGACAGGAUGAAUAUGGGGGCAAAGAUCUCCAGCGUGGUAGGCAGCUCGGUUGGGGCGGUUGGAGGUGUGCUCUCCAUUGUUGGCUUGGCGUUAAUUCCUGUGACGGCAGGGGUGUCUCUAGCUCUGACAAUGACAGGGAUAGGUAUGGGAAUCACCAGCGAGUCAACAGCGCUGUCACCACCCUUCACAGAGAUCGGAGUAAAUAGAACUCAACAGAACAAAGCCAGAGAGGUUUUCCAGAAAUUCAUGGAGGAUGUGCAGAGUCUCCAGGAAUGUCUGGACAAGGUGACCAGUCAAGCCGACACCAAAAUGGAAGAGAGUAUCAUCACAGUGGCUCUGGGAGUUAGCAAGGGUCUUAGUCAAGUUGGUGUUAUUGCAAAAGGUAUUGAUGCAUUAGUUGAUGCUGCCUCUACUACUAAGUUGUUGAAAACCGAAGAGUUGAUUGCAGGUGUUGGUAAGGUGGUGGCUCAGGAAGGUAAAUCAUUACGUAACGUGCCCAGGGUGGCCGCAGACAUCCCAGAUAUUGGUCAGGCAGUCGCCAAAGGGCCUCUCGCUCUUUCCAAGUCAGCCAGGGCAGGUCUCAUAGCAGUCAAUGCUCUCUUCCUCGGCAUGGAUAUCUUCUUCAUCUGUAAGGACAGCAUCAGUCUGGCAAAAGGCAAUGAGACCGAGUGCUCACAGUGGAUCAGGGCCAGAGCUACUCUGUGGAGCUCAGAGAUGGAUUCAUGGAAGGGGAUCCACGACUCCCUGUGUGAGGGCCGGGAGACGUCAGAGAAAAAAAAAGCUCUUCUAGAGACACCAUUUUAUCCGGAGAUGGAUGUGAAGAAGCAAAGAGAAGUAGAAAUGGAAUUUUCUCCUGAUAAAAUGGAAGAAAAACUGAAAUAAAAGAAGUUUUGCUUAACACAGUAGUGCUCAGAGCAGAGAGAGUAUCUUUGUAUUAAAGUUGUCCCAAUUCUCCACAAAAAGAGCUAAAUGGAACCUUGAUAAUUUGAUUUUGAGGCUUAAAAGUUGAAUAUAAUGCCAACUAAAUAUGGUGAGAUUGCCACCAGACCCUUAUCAAUAUGGAUAAAAGAUGUCGGCUUCCCCAGUGGGGGAACAGUUAGUCCAAGACAAUUACUACGGUUGGGAUAGAAAAUACAAUUGGGAAUUAAAAAGAAAAAGUCAAAAAUAAAAGUGUCUAAGAAGGAUCUCAAUGAAAUUGAAACACAUUUGAAAGCACUAAGUGUGUGGAAGAAGGAAUGUGGAUGUAGGGAAAGAAGAAAGAAUGCAAAACAAAUGCCGUGUGUUACCCAAGGGAAUGAAUGUGAUAAAAUGGCAAAUGAAUGUGAACGAACAGAUAAAUCUGCACAGAAAAAGGUUUCUUUGUAUCUUACAGUGCCUCAGUGUGUCAGAGUGGACCACAAUCUCGACUGUGCCCCUCUUCAGGGACCUGAAGUGGCUUCAGCCCCAGCCGGUUCACCUCCGCCCUAUAUUCCUCCACCAACAACUGCCCAUCCACCAGACUCCACGAACAGAACAGCAGACAACAGAAGCAGACCUCCUGUAACCCGCAGCAAAGCCGACAUCCACCUGUUACGCUGGUGCUGCCACACCAACCCUGCUGAUGCUUGAGGUCGCCGGACAAGGUGGUCUGAUGAUGGUUCUCUGUCCUUGGUCAGAAGCUGACAUGAAAGCAAAACUGACUGAAGUUUGACGAUAUGCUCUGCAUGUUGAAGAAAACUACAAGGCCCAACAAAGACUAAAAGACCUUACCAUGUAUCAGACACUUCAAGACUCACAGACAUCCUCUACCAUGUACAAUCACCAAACAAGCAGCAGAGGACACCGGUUCAACAGAGGAAGCGGUGGUUUCAGAGGAAGGGGCAGAGGCGGCCCCCGCACCUGCUAUAGGUCUGGAAAGAAAGGACAUUGGGCGAGGGAGUGUCCAGAGGAACGGGGUGGAGCUGCUCAGGCAGAUUGGAGCAGGGGGGCCAGGAGAGAGCGAUGGAAACUCUGAUUCAUUCGACGCCUGAGAUACACGGUAUCACACCCACACCACACAAACAGGAUAGUGACACACACACAUUGAUAUUAGAAGCAAUCACAUGCUUAGAAAUGAAAAACUACUUUCUCUGCAUUGUACAUCACCCCCCAACUGCAUGCAUAUAAAAAGUUUUUUUUCUGUUACAGUGCACGCGCAGAGAACUGUUCAUCUGGUAACUUUAAUGUCGUCGACUCAUCAUUUUUUGUCUCAAAUAGCUGUUGCGAACAUCUCCGCCUUACAGGAAAUCCCUAAGACACUGUGGGCUCAAGUCAAACAUGACGUUGGCUUAAUAUAACGCCUAAAUCUGACUUCAGGCCCUGCCAACAGUAAUAUCCAUUAAAAACUGAAGCCAUUAAAGGCAUUACUCCAGUUUUUGAAUCAUUACGAAAAGUAAGAGUAAUCCUUCCAUGGCAUCACUCACCAGUACGCACGCCUAUUUUUAACGUGAAAAUCUAAAUUGCAACUUUUCUGGGUCAUGUGAUCACAGCAGAGGGCAAAUCCCUCUCACCCAAACAUAUUGAGACUAGACCGACGCAGAACAAAGACUAGACCGACGCAGAAGAACAAAGACUUGACUAAGACUAUGCACCUCUGAGUUCCCUAUGAGCAAAGAGAAACACGCAGAUAAUGUAAAUGAUGAUGUAGAUAUCAGGACUUCACCCCUGUGGGUGAGGCCAUCCAUGUUUGUUUCUACCUGAGACAAAUCCCUACUGCUUUCCAUGAUUUCUGUAACAAGUGUGAUUUCUAGUAAUCAGACAGUGAAUUCUUAUAAUUCUAAUAAUUGUGUUUCUGUUGCUUUAACUCCAUAGAUAAUUAAGACAUUCUAAAUGAUUUACAGGACUGUUAACCUUUUUUGUGACUAAUUCUUUAUAAUACUUUGUAAUGAAUUCAAAUAUUUAAGUCCCAGUUUAACUUUAUGUUUGAGCAUAUCUUUUGUUUAAUCAAUUUUAGUGCUCCUAUUUGAUGUGAUUAUUAAACUGUUCUUAUCCCAAGGGUGUGGAGGUCUACAGAGCUUAGUUAGUAAUUGUCCCAAUAAUUUUGUAAUUGUACAAUAUGAAUGUUUGGAUUUUAACAAUUCAAUUAGAGAAGCAGUUUACUGAGCUAGUAACAUAUAUCCUGUUUCAAAUGUUUUAUAUGUAUUCAAGAGCAAUUUUUGU